This is a messenger RNA of Acanthocheilonema viteae, 17916 nucleotides long. The record is from the annotation of a GenBank genome assembly. Lineage: Eukaryota; Metazoa; Nematoda; Chromadorea; Rhabditida; Onchocercidae.
AUGGCACUUGGCCAAAUGGUUUGGCCCAUAUUUCCUUGGGUCAUGUUAGCAUUGUUGUUUGCGCCACCGUUCACACUAGGCCAGACAUUGAAUGAACGAGGAAAUUUCAUUCCAAAUUUAGUCGGUGAUUUGCGCAUGGAAGAAAUUAUGCGUCAAAUCAAUCGCUUCAAGCGAGCAACGAAAAAUUUCCCGAACUAUCAGCAAUCGAGUGUCGUUCUAGCAAUGAACGACACUGGCCGAUGUGUGGUCAGUGCUGACAAAGCUAGUCAUUACUGCGGAGACAUAGAAGUGACAGCGCCACCAUUUCCACCUCCUGACGCUGGUCAGUGUCAUUUUUCGACCGAAAGCGGUCGUGAGAUCUGUUGGCCACGAUAUGAGGAUUUGGAUACAACUUGUACCGAUGUGGGAAGUGGUAUGGUUUCGGCACCCGCUAUCAAACAUGCCGCUAUUCGUGCUAUGGCAUUUGUACCGCCCGACAAUCUCCGCCGUCUUGUGCGACAAUAUUACCGGCAAAAAAAUUUACCUAUUCCACAGAAUACAACAUUUAGCAAGAAUUCAUUUUUAUUUGCAUUGUAUGAAUGCGAUGACGGGUAUGAAUUUGUGGAUGAAGUGAACUCAAUGUUUUGUAUCAAUCGUCAAUGGGUUAUAACACCACCAAAAUGUCGUGGAAAAGGUUUAUGUGAAGUGGACAAUGGUGGAUGCAGCCAUUCUUGUCUGUCAAUUGAAGAUCGAGAAGUGGAAUGUCGUUGUCCACAUGGAUUAGUUCUUGAUAGCGAUCAGAAAACUUGCAUCAAACCUAUCCCAAAGAAUCUGUGUCGCAUUCUUAACAGCUGUUCAUGCACGGCUAUUAAUGAGAAUCAAUAUUCGUGUACCUGUCCAACAGGCGAAAAAUGCUUGCUACUUCGUGGCCGGCCAAAGAUUUACAUCGAACCAGCAGCACCAUAUGAAAUAACGCCAGGUGGAAAUUUAAACAUUACGUGUUCUGCAGUUUCAUAUCCAUUUCCGCAAAUAUUCUGGCAACGUGGUGAUGAGACAGUCGAUGUCGCACCAGUAAAACCGGGAACUGUUCGAAGUGAACAAAUUUUAAUCAUCAAAGAGCUCUAUAAAAACACUCAAUUCACUUGUCAUGCCAAUAAUUCAUUGGGUAAAACGGAUCGUACAAUUGAAAUUGUUGUCACCGGUCCGGGAUCAGCACCAAUAGUUCGCGGUAUUGAUGCUGGCCGUUCAUCAGUUUAUAUCCGAUGGGAUCCACCGGUAAUUAUGAAUCGACCGGUUACUUCAUAUACAGUUUAUUACACCAGUAAUGGCAAUCAACCAAUCAAAAAUUGGAAGAAAGUAAACGUUGAUGAACCAAAUCGUGAGGUAACGAUCAAGGAUCUUCGGCCAAAUACGCAAUAUUUCAUUCGCUUACGAGCAAACGAUAAACUAGGCCCAGGACGUCUCUCAAAUCCAGUUUCACUUAACACACGUAAACCAGCAAUACGACCGCAAAUAUUCAUUCAAGAAGGUGACAAGAUAUACGUCGGUCCAUUGCAACGAUUCCGCAUCAAUUGUAAUGUAACACGUGGAGACCCGUCACCAAAAAUAGCGUGGUAUACGAGGGCACGGCCAAUCAAUAAACCGCAGAGAAAAAAAUUUAUAACAAUGGAACAUGGCGGUCUUUAUGAAAGUACAAAUUUCUCAUGUGUUGCUGAAAAUGAAGCUGGUCGAACAACGAAAAGAAUACAAGUUAUUGUAACUGGGCCAACAUCUCCGGAACGGAUACGCUAUCAAAUUAACGGUAACAAUGUUGAUUUGCAAUGGGAACCACCGCGUAUCACAAACGGACCAUUGAAAGAUUAUGAUGUAUUAUAUACAGAUAAUCCGAAUUUAUCAGAUGAAUAUUGGGAAGUUGAAAAAGCUGGAAGUGCAGAUGCGCGUUCUCUAAGAAUAUCAAAUUUGAAAGAGAAAAAAGAUUACACAUUCAAAAUGCGAGCAUAUAAUGAAUUGGGUCCCGGUCUUUUCAGUGAUCAAUUUACUUUAACAACUUGGCUUGCUGCUCGUCCGCCAGUUGUAACAAUUACACCCGCUGAGAAGAUAGUGAAAGAUCCAAGUAAUGAGGAACUCGUUUUUGAAUGUGAAGCAGUCGGUGUACCACGACCAAAAAUACUCUGGCUAUGGAGUGGUGGCCUAGUUGAAGACGGAAAGAAUGAAUUUCGCAUUUAUGAUGUGACACCACCAGAUGCGCAGGAAAUACGAUCUAACAGUAAGCUAAUUGCUGAGAAGACAAAUCGAGCUGGAGUAGCCACAUGUCAAGCUGUCAACGCUUAUGGUUCGGACGAAAAACGUACUGAGGUGAAGAUUGUUGGACCUGGAAGUCCACCACGUGAUAUUGUAAUAAUUCCAUUUACAAACAAUUUUAAAGUUACUUGGAAUCCACCAAAAUAUCCGAAUGGGAAGAUUACGCGUUAUAUUAUUUACUAUACAAAAAAUCCAGACGAUGCACUGGGAAAUUGGGAAAAGACGAGUGUUGAAGGUGAUCAGCUUGAAGUAACCAUACCGGCAGAUGAGGACACACCAUAUAAUGUCCGAGUACAAGCUGCCACUAAGGAUGGUCUUGGUCUCAUAUCGGAAGCUUAUGAUGUUACUACUGGCAAAAAACCAGUUCCGCUUUCUGUAAAACUGAUCAUAUUGGAUCCCGAAGUAAAGGAAACUGAUACAGAGACAGUCGUAGAGCCAUUACAGACAAUUAAGUUUAAAUGUGAUUCGAAAGGGAGGCCAGCACCUCAAAUUUCAUACAGUUGGCUACCGUUCAAUGAAACCGAAAGUGGACAGGAACCAAUACCAAUUCCGGCUUAUUCAGAUCCAGAAGAAGUCCAUCGGUACCAUUCGUUGGAUGUCAACACUAAUACAGUUACUAAGCGUGCGCUAAUGUGUACUGCUCGAAAUGCUGAUGGUUCUGUGAGCGAUCGGCAUAUUUUCAAUGUUUUAAAACCGGGUAGUCCACCAGAAAAUAUUCAAGCAAUCAUUGAUCCAGAUAAUCGUGUCACAAUAUCCUGGCAAGAACCAAAAUAUCCUAAUGGACCUAUUAUAAAAUAUAAAGUAUAUGUGACAUCUGAUCCGGCCGAACCGAUCAGCGAUUGGCGCAUUUAUGACGCUGAACCGAGUGAAGCACCGCACUUGGUAAUGGAACGUGGUCAAUUACAGCCGGAAACUCCGUAUUAUGUAAGGGUUGCAGCAGUCGGUGAAGAGGGUGAUGGUUUACAGUCUGAUAUUGUUCUAUUCGAAACAGUCAGUGGAGCACCAAUCGACGCACCAAAAGAUGUAUUAGCAACAGUGGAGCAAGACAACACCAUGGAUAUAUCUUGGACAGGGCCAAGUGUUCCUAAUGGUCAAAUUCAGGCAAUUUAUUUCACUCCAUUGGACGAACAACAAACAUCAGAUGAUGCCUACAAACAGUGGGAUAAAAUUAUCAUUCAAAGUAACGAUAAUUCUGGAACUUUACGGUUGAAUAAAGAAGCCCACGAUAUUUUGCCCAAUCAGUUGUAUCGAAUUCGAAUUUCUGCAACUAACGAUCUAUCGGAAGGUCCAGCAAGUGAACCCAUAACUGUCAGAACUGAAAGUGGAGAAACAUCUCCGGUAAUACGUCUGGAACCGAGUGAUAAUCCAGCUACUGUACCACCGCAUGGUUCAGUAUCAGUGCGAUGCAUCGCAAUAGGAAUACCACCACCUACCGUAAUGUGGAUUAUUGGUACAAAUGCUAGUGACAUCAUACGUGGAUCAAUUCUUCAAUUAAGCGAUUUGCGGAAAGAUGAAACUGCAACUUGUAAAGCUGAAAAUAAUGCCGGGCAAGUUCAAGAAGUGUUACAAAUACUUGUAGCCGGACCUGGAACUCCACCCAAUGAAAUUGUAACUUUCCCGCUAGAAAAUCAAGAAGCAAACAUAGAGUGGACGACACCAGAUAGUCCGAAUGGGAAAAUAACUGAUUACAUUAUUCAUUACGGGGAAGUUUUUAAUGGAGAAGCUCUUCCACGUACGUGGGAAACUAUACGAGUAUCAGCUGAUGAACCACAAAAGUAUCGUCUUGCUGGAUUAAAACCAAAAACUAAUUACGCAAUUCGAUUGCAAGCGAUCAGUGAUCGUGGACCGGGUGUUUUAUCUGACCCAAUCAGACUAACAACGCUACCAUUAGCUCCUGCUGUUGUCCAACCAGCUGAUAUAAUGGUUCAUGACAAUAAUACUGUUGCUAUCCAAUUCGAUGCACCGAAAGAUCCCGGAGAUCCAGAAAAACCCAUUAAGGAGUUUGUUGUCCAUUACACGGAGGAUGAUCCAGCGAGUGAAGAUGCGCAAUGGAAAGAAAUGUUCUGGACAGAACCGGAUGAUGAUUUUUCAGUUAACAUUCCGAUCGGCGGUGAACAUUUCAAGCCUGACACCAAAUAUUCAAUCAAAGUAACAGCUCGUGGUGAAAUCGAUAGCCCACCGUCAGAACCGAUUGUCUUUCAGACUGGAGAUGGAAUUAUACCACCGGAGAAGCCAGAAAUCAAUGCUGACGUACCAGACAACGUGAUACAUGUACCACCUGGUAGCGAUUAUACAGUUGGUUGUUCAUCAAGCGGUUUCCCUCCACCGAAAGUUUUUUGGAUCGAUGAGGAUGGGCAGCCUCUUAGCGAUGGAAGAAUGCUAAGGUUGCAAGAUGUGAAAGAGACCAUAAAAGCAAAAUGUGUAGCGGAAAAUGAUGGUGGUCGUGCUGAAACUCCUUUUGAAAUUUUCGUUACUGGUCCGGGAAAUGCACCCAGCAAUAUUCGGUUGAAUUCGAUAAAACCGCGUACAAUUAAUAUUUAUUGGGAUCCACCAACGAUACCCAAUGGAAAUAUCACUCGUUAUAUUAUUUAUUACACUCCAUUAGAUGAUCAAAACAUAAUUUAUCAAAUGGGACAAAUUCCAAAGAAGCCAAUAACCGAAUGGAUGACCUCUCAUAAAGAGAGUGAACCAUUGAUUGGGGCGCCACAAAAAGUUGAUCUAACAGAUUUUAUUGAACCGGAUACCGCUUAUGCCGUGGUACUACAAGCUGUCAAUCAGGAUGGACCCGGACCAUAUUCCGAACAACAUACUAUCCGCACAAUGUCACGCGCUCGAGAGGGUCCACCACUUGACCUAAGAGUUGAACCAGAAAGUCAACGAUCAGCAAAUGUUGAAUGGCAUAAACCAAUUACUAGUGAACAACUACCAAUUGGCUAUGAAUUGUAUUACAUUAAAGCAGAUGCUAAAAUCUGGGAAGAUGAUUUAGCGAGCAUCGAUGAUUGGAGUGUGAUAUCAAUAACGGAAAAAGAUGAAGAUAAGCUGUACUACAAGAUUGAUGGAUUACUUGAACCGGAUACAGAAUAUGUAUUCCGGAUUCGCGCUGUUUAUCCAGAUGGGCCAGGAGUAUUUUCCGAUGCUUGUAUCACCAAAACACUUCCAGACGGUAACGCUCCGUAUAUUCUCAUUUCAAACGGUGACCAUGGUGUGGAAGGUGAAACGGAAAUAAAGAUUCUUCCAGGAUCAGCACUUGAUCUAUCAUGUAAUGCAACAGGACAGCCUCGUCCAUCAGUUAAAUGGAUCCGCUCCGGAUACUAUCCCAUUGAUCCUGCUUGGGUGAAAGCAGACGAGAAAUAUGCCAUAUGGUUUCUGAAAGUAUCAAAUAUUACCGAAGAUACAUCAUUCAACUGCGUUGCACAAAGUCCGCUCGGUUUUGCCAAUUGGACAAUCAGUGUUCGUCUUGUCCCAGAUCUUCAACCAACUUGGAAAAAUGAUUUUUUGAUUGCGAAGAAUGAAGAUGGUGAGGCGGUGAUACACUUUACGGAUGACUUACCAGAUUAUCUUAAAGGACCUCACAAUCCUUGGAAUAUCUAUUGGACUGAUAACCCGUCAAAACCUUUUGAAACUUGGAAUUUAAUUCCAUCUGAUGGUCGUCCCUUAGACCAUGUAGCUAUACCAGAAAUGGAAUCAGGUGCUAAAUAUCAUUUAGUAAUCGAGCAACCAUCUGCUGGAAUCAAAACACCAGUCUUCGAUAUAAUGACUCCAAAGCCAGCUAGCGAUAUACGUGUUGGAACUGAUAUCAAUGGUGAAACAGUGCUUGAUUUUAAGCCAGCACUUGUUACAGAACCGAUUAAGAAAUACAUUAUCAAAUACUGGCCGGAUAAUAAUCCAUCAGCGGUAAUGUAUAUGGAAACACCUGCUAAUGUUACUGAUAAGAUUGUGUUAGAUGGCUUACAACCUGAUACUGAGUAUAAUUUUAUGGUUAUUGCAAAAUUCGACGACGGCAAUAAUCUUGCAAGUGAACCAUCUAAAAUACAUACACCUUCCGGAGAUAUUCAAUGCCAUUGUGCGCAUGCCUGCAUGUUUGAAGAGGAUGAAGAAGGAGUGAUAACAGCAUCGUGCUAUUGUCAUAAUGGUUUCAAACUUGCUGAUGAUAAGAAAUCAUGCGAACCUAUUGAAGAUGAAGAGGCUGGCAUUGUUCAAGUUACCCCACCAACAUUUAUUCCUGAAUCCGAGCAUCCAAAGGAGCUGUCUACCAUGCCAACCGGUAUUUUGCCACAAGUUGUUGGUUUUGAUGGUGAACCUUUACCUACCAAUGAAUAUGGGCAAGCAGUGGAUAAUCUCGGAAAUCCAAUCGUGUGGGAUAAUGAAGGCCGACCGAUAGGCCCAAAUGGCAUUCCUUUACGUCGUAACUAUAAAGGAGAAUACAUAUAUCCCGUUAUUGGAAAAGAUGGACAACUGUUACCUACUGAUAUUAAUAUGAGACCAAUUUAUCCCCUUAUUGGACCAGAUAAUCAGCCGUUCCAGAAAAAUCAGCAAGGUCUGUAUGUCGAUCAGCGCGGCCAAAUUUUUGCAACAGAUACUGCCGGGCGUCCAGUAAGUGUUGAUGGUUCACCCUAUCCAACUGAUGAACAGGGUCGGUAUAUAAUUUUAGAUUCGGAAACCGUCGUUCAACAAGCUGUGCCAACAGAUGAACUUGGACGUAUUAUUUAUCCAAUUUUCAAUCCGGAAGGAUUAUUACUAACAACAAUGGAGGAUGGUCGAUUUGCUAACGAAUAUGGGGAACUCAUUCCAACCAAUGAUGUCGGACUGCCGGUUGAUGAGAAGGGUGAAGUGCUACCGAAGGAUUCUGAUGGGAAUUUUAUUUAUGUAGGCAAUUAUGUCUUGCCGACAGAUUCUGAUGGACAACCUGUGAAAGUACAAUACGAUGGAAGACUUCUCAAGAGCGAUAAAAUGGGGCAUAUCAUUGGUCCUGACGGACAAUUGGUGCUGGUAAAUAACGAGGGGCAUCCAGUCGAUGAAUCUAAUAUUGUACUUCCGACCACUUCCGAUGGUAUAUUUAUACUACCAAUGACUGAAGGAAGGAAGGGAGUGAAACGACCGCUUAACAUCAUCGGACCUGACGGUUAUUUGCUACCGACCAUGGAAGACGGCACUGUUUUAGAUCUUUUAGGAAAGACUAUACCCACGAAUAACAUUGGAGAACCAGUCAAUUAUCGUAACGAACCGCUACCAACUAAUAGUGAGGGACAAGCUAUCUAUCCGAAGGAUGGUUUGGAUUGUCCACUACCACCAACUGAUCAACAUGGAAGACCGGUUUAUUCAGUGGUUGGACCAGAUGGCAGGUUACUUCCUCGAAAACAUGAUGGAACUGUAGUUGAUCCGGACGGUAACUUGCUUCCAACUAAUGCAGCUGGAGUACCUGUCGAUAGAAAAGGACGGCCACUACCCAGUGAUAGAAAUGGUUCUAUUAUUUACCCCGCCAGAGGAAUCGAUACUGAACCUCUCCCAACAGAUUCUAAUGGGAAACCGAUUUAUCCAGUAAUCGGGCUUGAUGGAAAUUUAUUACCGACAAAUCAGGAUGGAAGAGUGGUUGAUGAGAAUGGAAGGCCUCUGCCAACAAAUGCCGCUGGUGUUCCAGUCAAUGAGCGUGGAGAACCACUGCCAUUCGAUGAGAACGGUUUAGUCAGAUAUCCCGCUGUAACAGAAGGACCGAGAAGACCUGAAUACAUUAUUAUCGGAACAGAUGGAGAACCGUUAUCACGAAAUGAAGAUGGAUUGAUUAUUGGUCCAGAUAAUAGACCGGUGCCAACCGAUGCUUCUGGAUAUCCAGUGGAUCAUCGUGGAAGACCCUUUCCCCGUGAUCGAAACGGAAAUAUCAUUUAUCCUGCCAAUGAUCUAGAUAUUGAACCUAUGCCAACUGACCGAAAUGGCAGACCGGUGUAUUUGGUGAUCGGACCGGAUGGCCAGUUGCUUCCGAAAGAUAGUAAUGGUGCGGUAACCGAUAUUAAUGGACGACCCAUUCCGACGAAUGCUGCAGGCAUUCCGCUUGACCAUCAUGGAAAACCACUCCCUAUUGAUCGUAAUGGUUAUGUUUUCUACUCAAAAGAAAGUUAUCCGUCUGAAAGAACUGAUGCACCAUUUUACACUAUUUUGGGGCCUGACGGAUCUCCAUUGCAGCGGAAUACUGAUGGAGCAAUUGUGAAUCCGUAUGGAAGGCUGAUUCCAACAGAUUCCCAUGGAUAUCCUAUUGACAGUCAUGGAAGACCUUUACCGCGGGAUCACUUGGGUAAUUUCAUAUAUCCAGUGGAAGAAAUGGAUAUAGAACCCACGCCAACUGACAAAAGCGGACGACCAGUAUAUUCAAUAAUUGGUCCGAAUGGUGAAGUGCUACCAAGAGGUCGUAGUGGAGACAUGUUGGACCCAUAUGGCAGACCGAUUCCAACAAAUGCUGCUGGUGUUCCGGUGAACAAUCGUGGAGAACCACUGCCUACAGAUAGAAGCGGAAAUAUAAUCUAUCCAGCUGGUGGAUUGGAUGUCCCAUUACCUCCAACUGAUAGUUAUGGACGACCUAUUUAUGAUGUUAUUGGCCCUGAUGUGAACAAUCGCGGAGAACCACUGCCUACAGAUAGAAGCGGAAAUGUAAUCUAUCCAGCUGGUGGAUUGGAUGUCCCAUUACCUCCGACUGAUAGUUAUGGACGACCUAUUUAUGAUGUUAUUGGCCCUGAUGGUGAACCUUUGCCGAGAGGUCCUGAUGGAAUAAUUUUGGACAAGCAAGGAAAACCAAUUCCAACAAAUGCUGCUGGUAUUCCGGUUGAUCGAUAUGGACAGCGACUGCAACAAACCGAUACUGGUGGGUUUGUUUAUCCAUUGGAGGAAGUUGAUGGUCAUUUCCUGCCAGCUGAAGUCGGAAAACAAGUUUAUCCGAUCAUUGGUCCAGAUGGAAAGUUUUUACAUCAGGAUGGCGACGGUAAUGUUGUUGAUCCCUCCGGACAUCCGAUUCCUACAAAUGAAUAUGGUAUCCCGGUGGAUAGUAGAGGACGUCCUUUGCCACGUGAUAAAGCGGGAGUUUUUAUAUUUCCGGCAGGUGGUCUGAAUGUUGAACCGAUGCCUACAGAUAAAGUUGGAAGGCCAAUUUAUUCAGUUAUGGGUCACGAUAUGGUACCGUUACCAACGAAUGAGGACGGUCGUCCUAUUGAUAAAAAUGGCAAACCGAUACCAACAAAUGCUGCUGGUGUACCCGUGGAUAACGAUGGUAAACCAUUGGCAAUUGAUGCUGAGAGAAACCUUCAUUAUCUUGCAGAUGGUAUACCAGCAACAGGUGGAAGAAUAGUUAUAGGACCUGAUGGAGCACCUUUGCCGACCAGUAGUGAUGGUUCAAUAUUUGGACCUGAUGGAAAACUUUUGCUGACAGACGAGAAUGGAUGGCCGCUGGAUAAAGAUGGAAAACCUAUGCCGACAGAUAUUUACAAUAACAUUAUAUAUCCAGUACAAUUACCUGAUGGUUCAGUACUACCAACUGAUUCACAUGGCAGACCAAUUUAUCCUGUAAUUGGACCAAACGGAGAAUUAUUACCAACUACGGAGGGUGGAUUCGUCAUCGGAUUGGAUGGCAUUCCAGUACCAACAAACGCUGCUGGGAAACCUGUUGGACCGGAUGCGUCAAUGCUUCCUACUGAUGAAAUGGGUCGAGUUAUAUAUUUACCGCCUGAGAAACCGUUAUCGACAUUUGCAACGAAUGAAUACGGUCAUAUCGUCUAUCCGAUUGUGGAUACAUAUGGUAAACUUUUAGAUAAAGAUGAUAGUGGAGCUCACAUUACCAAAAAUGGUAUCCCAGUGGAACUCAAUGAGAAUCAUCUUCCCAUUGAUCCUGAUGGUAACGUUUUGCCAACAGAUUCAAAAGGGAAUUACAUUUUUCCGGAUGUGGAUAUUAUGGGAAGAAUACUACCUACGGAUAAAAUCGGUCGAGCUUUAUAUCCUGUAAUUGGUCCAGAUGGUCAUCUUCUUGCUACAGAUUCAAGUGGUGCCGUUAUUGGGCCAGAUGGUGAACCACUGCCAACAAAUAGGCUUGGAAAACCAAUAGGACCAAACGGUAAACAGCUUCCAACAGAUGAUGAAAGACGCUUUAUUUAUAUUGGAACGAAAAAGGUUGUUGAUGAAGAAGGUAGACCAUUACCGACUGAUGAACUUGGUCGAUACUUGUUAGCACCCAAUCAUCCUCUCCAACCAGAUAAUGCUGGUAGAUUGAUCGGGCCAGAUGGUCAACCACUUUCUACUGAUGAUUCUGGUAACUACGUGUAUCGAGGUAAAAUAAAAUAUCCGAGCGAAGUGGAAGAUGAUUUCGGACGUCCACUACCAACCAAUGAAGACGGUUUCUAUGUGGGAAAAGAUGGUUUAAUAAUUACAACAGAAUCAACAGGGAUGACGAUGGAUGGACAAAGUGUUGUACUACCUACCGACGAACGCGGUACUUUCACAAUAGCAAAAGUUCCGACAGUAAGAAAAUCAUAUCAGAUUUUAGAUGAAAAAAAUCAAAUACUACCAACGGACGAAACCGGUAAUUUCUUGAAUCCUGAAGGAUAUCCGAUUGCUGAAAAUGAAGAAGGGAAACCUGUUUCUGCAGAUGGAAUAGUGUUACCUACCACUGCUAUAGGUCAUUACAUUUUUGAUACUACACAGCACAAGUCUACGCUGUUAACGGAAAAAGAAAAAUUGAAAAUAGAUAUGAAAGGAAAACUUUUACCAACAAAUCAAAGUGACAUUGUUAUUGGUCCCGAUUUUUAUCCAUUACCAACUGACGAGGACGGCCAACUGAUCAGCGAAGAAACACGUGAAAAAGUCCAAUUUCCAGAACCUGAUGAUGGCGUCCUGCCAACAGACGAAUAUGGCAGAUACAUAAAGCCAGAUGGCGGACCAUAUCCGACGGACCGAGAACAUCGUCCAAUUUAUCCGGUUAUCGGAUAUGAUGGCGAACUUCUGGCAACAAACGAUGAAGGACUGGCACUUGAUCCUAAAGGGCAUCCGAUUCCAACUAACAGUGUUGGACGACCACUGGAUGAAAAUGGUGUAAUAUUACCAAUGGAUUCUCAAGGAAAUGUUGUUUAUGGAAGGAAAAAUUGUAACACACAUAUGGGUGUUAUGGAUAUUGCAGUAGUAAUUAAUGUAGAUGCUCUGAACCAUGACAAUUUUGAGCAUAUAAAGAAAGUAAUUCAGAAUCUUGUGGAUGAAUACUUUGACCUUGCACCGGAUGUAACACAAUUUGCUCUGGUAAAAUAUAGUGGAACUGCUGAGGUACCAAUUACAUUGGGCGGUUAUAACGAGAAAACGGAGCUAUUGGAGGAGUUAAGCCAAGUUAGAAUUGAUAUCAAAGAGCAUCCCAGGCUGAUUAUUGGAAUCAAUGCUGCCAAACAACAAUUUGUGUCGUUCGGUCGUGAGAAUGCUGGCAAGUUGAUGAUAGUAAUAACUGAUGGACGAGAUAUAUAUCCGGAGGAUCGUUUUAAAGACAAUAUCAUUCCAAUGCUUGUUAUUGGCAGUAGAGAAUUUGAAGAAGAAAUUAGAGACUGGACUAAAUCAUACAUUUUGGUAGAUUCCUGGGAAGAACUUCAUGCUAAUUCUAUUGCUAAAACGAUUGAAAAGGAGUGUUUGCUUGGAAGGAUUUUCAUCCCAAUAAAUAAAGUAUCUCCAAGGCCAAAAUCUGAAAGAUUCCAGAAAUUCGUCAGUUUACCACUACCGACCGAUGAACUUAGUAAUAUCGUAGUAGUACCAACUAGAGAACAAAUUUUCUUGGCUACCGAUAAAUACGGUCAUGUCAUAUAUCCUGCAAAAGAUUCUAGUGGUAGAUUGCUUCCCGUAAAUGAAAAUGGUUUAGCGAUGAAUAAGCUUGGACGGAUAAUUAAAUUUGACGAUUACGGUAAACCAAUUAGUCCAGAAAGGAGGCCAUUGCCGACAGAUGAAUCUGGAGCUACUCUUCAUCAGGAUCUUGAUACCAAUGGUGUGCAUUUAUCUACUGAUGAUAAAAAAGAAUGGAAUGCAGUCGAUAUUGAUGGGAAACCGUUGCCAACUAAUCGAAAUGAUGUAUCCAUAGACAUGAAUAAAGAACCGAUUGCCGCGAAUUUGGCUGGACGACAUAGUGACUCCCAAGAAUCCUUGCCCUAUUCACUGAAACGUGAUGAUAACAUCAUUAUGGCAAAGAGGACAGAAAAAACGACAGAUGCAACAGAUUCUGUUCAGCCGUUUUUAUAUCCAGUUAUCGAUCCAGAUAAUAUUUUAUCACCAAUGGACGUUUCAGAUAUUUACGUAAAUAGUGUUGGACGGGCGAUUGGACGUGAUGAUAGUGAAAAACCUCUAGGGCCUGAUGAAGAACCGCUGCCAACCAAUGGCGCAGGAGGAUUCGUUUAUCCAAAAAAUAGCCAUAGUGUAGACCAAGGUGAUAAACCAAUUGGUGCCAAAGUAGAACUAGAUCAGAUACCAAAAGAGCAAAAAGUAACUGCGGUUGACUUGUUCGGAAGACUCUUACCUACCAACAAAUAUGGCAAUAUGGCAAUAUAUGCAGAUGUUAGUGCAGUACCUACAGAUACUUCAAAACAACUCGUUGAUCGAGAUGGUUCGUUGAUGCCGAUUGAUCAUCAUGGACGAUAUGUAUCUGAUUACAUGCCAGAUGGAACUGCUUUACAGGAAUCGAAACUUUUGGCAGAAGUCUCAGCAUGUGAUAAAGUUGAAGAAUCUGUAAAUAUCAUUUUUAUAGUGGAAUCUUCAAAUGCUACAGGAGCAAACCUUAAUAAAAUCAAACUUUCGUUGUUAGAUUUUAUCAAAAAGAACAUUAAUUGGAGCAUUGCUAAAGUUGGCAUGAUUUCCUAUGGAAGUACAGUGGAUAUUAAUCUGGAUAUUGGAAAUUAUCAGAGCUACAACGACUUGAAAGAAUCCAUUCUCAGUUUACCAUUUAUUGGUGGUGCAGCAUCAAGUGAUGAACAUGCAUUCAGAACUGCCCUUCAACUCUUCCGUGAAAAAUAUGACAAUGAGAAUGAAGAAUUAAUCGUACAUAUUUUCACAACUCCACUCAGCAAAGAUGCGCAAAUAGUUGCUAAUUACUUGAAAAUGAACAAAACUAUUUCAAUCCUAUCACUUGAGUCAAGUCAAUGGCACCGAUUGGAGAAUGAUAAAGAAAUCAAGAAAUUACGAAGCGAUAUGUGCUUAAUGUUGAUGAAAAGUCAUCUGGCACAAAUUAGAAAGCCUAAUGGUGAAUUGAAAGAUAACAUGAAAGUUGACUUGUUAAGAGAUGAAAAUGGUCACUUGAUGCAUUCGUUUGUUGAUCAAAAUGGACAGCUACAUGUUAUUGAUAGUUCUGGCACCCCGACCGAUUCAUUUGAUAAUGAUGGCAUCUCAAUCGGUGCAGAUAGCAGAUACUUAUCAAAAGACGAUCAAGAUCGCUAUUUAUAUCCUGCACUUCGAAUUCAGGAUAUUCCAUCACCAACAGAUGCAAACAAUCGGCCAAUAUAUCCGGUUAGGGGAUCUGAUGGCCAACUUUUACCAACGGACAGAAUCGGAAGAGUCACCGACAAUUCUGGACAAUUGAUACCAAUCAAUGAAAGUGGAAAACUGCUUGGAGUAAAUGGAUCAGCGUUUCCAACCGACACUAAUGGAUGGUUCCUGUUGGCUGAAAAAGAAAUAGCGAGAGUAUUAUCAGAAAAUAUUGUUGGUAAUGAUCAUGCAGUUUAUCCGAUUAUUGGUCUAAAUGGAAAUCCUUUACCAAAUGAUAGUUCUGGCACCAACCACGGCGGUUACGAUAAUCCAGGAAUAUUUGAUAAUUCCGAAAAACCAUUGCUAACUGAUGAAAAUGGCGCAUUCGUUGAUCCUAGUGGAAAAGUGAUUCCGACGGAUAAAUAUGGAAGAGUAAUUGGUACUAAUGGUAUAGCACUCGCGACUAAUUCUAGCGGCGAAUUCUUAUUAGGAGUAACUAAAAAAAUUUUAUCAGAAAAUCAUAUCAACAGUCUCGAAGUCGACGAAAGCUUAUUACCGACUGAUGAGUCAGGAACAUUGGUUCCGACGGAUGACCAGGGAUUUCACAUUUAUCCGAAGCACGAAUCAGACAGAAUGCUGCUAUCAGCAGAUUCUGAAAUGAAAUUACCGGCAAAAGCGAUGGAAGGUCGAUCACUAUCUACUGACGUAGUAUCUGAUGAUGAGAAUGGUCGUGCCACAUAUUCAUUUUUAAAUUCAUAUGGCGAACUUCUUUCAACAGAUAGUACUGGACGAUCUGUUGAGAGAUUAUAUUUAGAUAGUCGACUGAUUCCAACUGAUCGAUUUGGAAGACCAUUGCAUGCCAAUGGAUUGCCUUUAUCAGUUGAUGGACAAGAAGUUAUGGGAGUUUUACCAAUCAACGGAAAAGUGGAUAGUGGUAAUCGGCAUAUUUAUCCAACAUCUGCAUUGAAAAAUAAAUAUCGACCAACUGAUAGUAGAAAGCUUACUUAUCAAAUAUUUGGUGAGAAUGGUAAGAUUCUUCCAGCAGAUGAAACUGGUGCAUAUAUCAAUGCGGAUGGUGAACCAGUACCAACUAAUUCUUACGGCGAACCAUUGAAUAGCGAAAGAAGUUCAGUUCUUGCAACUGAUACCAGUGGACGUUAUCAUAUUUCAAAGAAAAAAUUGACCGAGGAUGAUCAUAGGAACGACAUGUGGAAUAUGAAAACAAGAACAAGAUAUCAUUCAUUAACAUCAUCCGGAAUUGGCACUUGGACCACUCCAUCAUCAUAUUGCGUGGUCAGUUCAAAUGUUGACAUGAUACUCAUCUUGGAUUCAUCGAGCAGCAUCAGGGUUAUUGAUCAUAGGAUUAUGAAGGAUUUCAUCAAGAAUUUCUUAGUUAAUUAUUUCAACCUACAGCGCAAUUAUGUUCGUGUUGGUGUGGUGAAAUAUGGUGAUAAGGUCGAAAUUCCGAUAUCACUGGGUGACUACAAUAGUAAGACUGAGCUUCUAUCGAGAAUUAGUGAGACUAGGCGUAUGCGUGGUGAAGCUAAUCUUGGUCAAGCUUUGCUUGAUACUGCUGGAGAAUUCCUUAUUUUCGGAUCCAAAGAUAUUCCUCGAAUUGUAAUUAUAUUUUCAAAUGGACGGUUCAGGGGUGACUUGAAAGAGAAUGCUCGUCUUCUACGAGAUGAUGCAAAAGCUCAUAUAUUCUUGGUUGAUGUUGGAAAUGAAGGUGACAAUGCACAAAAUUUGGCAAUUGUUGGUGAAUCAAAUCCACAUCGAAUUAUUGCCAUCGAUAAAUGGAAUGAUGUAAAUUCAACAAUUCUGCAUCCAUUUGUGGAUGAGUUGUGCAAGUUAUUGCCACAAAAACAGGAUAAAACAAGUAGAGAUGGUACUUGGCCAACAAGACAAACCGAAAUACGAGCUGCAACUCCUGCACGCAUUUGCAACCGAGUUGAUUUUCAGGCAGAUAUAAUAUUUGUCUUGGAUUCCUCCGAUAAAGUAACAUCAGAAGAAUACGCUAAUUUGAAAGAAGAUAUCAGUAUGUUGAUUGAUGAAACGUUCAAUUUAUCACACGAUAAUGUUCGCGUUGGUCUCAUCGAAUAUAGUGAUAAGGCAUCAGUUCCUGUACCACUUGGCUAUUACGAUCACAAAAUCCAACUUUUGGCAGAUAUAUCAAAUAGUGAAAAACUUGGUGGUGUGCCGAUUAUUUUACGAGGUCUUCGUGCUGCUAGAGAACAAUUCCAGCAACACGGUCGGAAUGGUGUCUCAAGAAUUCUAAUAUUAGUAACAAGUGGUGCUAAUCGUGGUAAUGUAGCUUUCGCAGCAGAUGAUCUUCGUGAAUAUCUGAAUGUAAGCAUUUUUGUGUUGGUUGUAAAUGUAACUCAAAGGGCGCAAACGAUGCUAAAUCGUUUGGUUGGUGAUGAAUACACGCAGCAACGAAUAAUAUCAAUUCCAAGUGUAACUAAAUUACACGAAUUAGAAUUGCUACAAAUUGGACAAGCACUGUGUGGUAGCAUUGAUAUCGCAGCUGCUACCAUUCGAGAAACUCCACAUCGAACAACGAAACGUGAUGUUAAGUAUGCUGAGACAAAGCGCAAAACUUUAUCAAUUAGGAAAGACAAAAUAUCCCAUCCGCCAAUGCGCCAUUGGAAAACAACAACCGAACAUUUUGCUCCAAUACCACUUUGCAAGGAUGGUUUCUUACGCCCGUACCAACUUUCGAUUGUCGUUGACAGUACCGCCAGAUCACCUGAGAAAGAUUUUCGCUUGGUACUGAAUCAUGUUGCUAACUUUUUGAAAAUGCGAUUUUUGCCAGAAAGCAAACUUAUGCAAUUGAAUUUGGUGAGCGUUGACAGCGAUGUGAUAUGUUCACUUCUAUUAGCAGUUUAUAUAAAAUUUUGCAGAAAUGAUGAAAUUUCUCCCAAACUUGGCCGAGGUAUUAAAGAAGCGAUAUUACUGGCUAAAGAGCAUGCUGUAAAAGGUGUCAUUCAGAUCAUUUUGAUCAUUAGUGCAGAUGGUACAAGCAGCGAUGAUGCGAUACAAUCAGCAGAAUAUGCAAGAAAUCAGUACGGACAUGGCGUUGUUGCAAUUUCCGUAAGAGCUCCGUUUAGCGAACUCCUAAAGGAAUUAUCAUUGGGAAGUUCUACUAAGGUGAUUCAUUUCCCAGAUUGGUCGAUUGGAAAUGAAUUAUUUCAAAGUUGGAUUGCUCAUGCUUUUUGCAGUUAUGUUUCUGUGCCAGUAACGAGAAAAGCUAAAUUACCGCGCAUGACUCGACCACCAAUUCGAAAGACAAAAAUAUCAAUGAAUGACGCAACUAAUGUUGAAGUAACACCAUUAAGUCCGAAUUCUCUACUUGUUUCAUGGACUUGUUGUACAAAUAAUAAAGCAGAUUAUAUUAUCUCGUAUACACCGGAUUUAUCAUUGCCAAUAGAAUAUUGGCAAAAAUUGAAUGCAACCUGUCGUGAUAGCUUUGGACGAAAAAUUGAUGGUUUACCAUCUGAUAACACUUAUACUGUUUGUGUUGAAACAUUACAACGAUUCGCUAACAAAUCUGCUCCACUUAAUUUGAAUGAAUGUGAAACUGUACAAUUGAACAGUGAUACUACGGCAUCACCAAAUCAAAAAAUAUCGAUUAAUCAAUCAAUAUCACAAUGUCAAUGUAUAUGUGCAAAUAAUGGUGAAGCUUUGGUAAAGCCAGCAUGUGGAACAGUGAUAGAUCCGUUCCGUCCAGUAGCUACUCUUCCACCGGCUGCAGAUAAUGAAUGUCCCUGUAGUAUGCCUUCAAAAGGUGGACUAUGUCCCAGUGGAUAUUUCUUAAAUCGUGGACAAUGCUAUGAUGUAAAUGAAUGUCAACAACAGAAUGGCGGCUGUUCACAUGCUUGCGUGAACACUCCCGGAGACUUUUAUUGCGCAUGUCCACAUGGCAUGAUGCGUGAUCCUGUAGAUCCAAAAUUGUGCAUUAAUGUUGCGAGUAGUUUCGAUCGAAUUGCAGCACUAUUAGGUCAAUACCUUCAUGCAAACCGAUUUAAUGCAAGUGUUGCCAGCACUGAAAAAAGUGAUGCACAAAUUGAUGGUAAAAUAGUUAAGUAUAAGGCAACAGUGAAAUCAGAAGAUGAUAAAACGAUCUCAUUUGAAUGGUCAUUGAUGCCAGCAAUUGUGCGGAGGGCAUUCAAGUGGCUCUUUUGA